AUGUUUAUUAUUGAAUUCAAUUAUUUAGAACAACUUUCUCCCAUCAAACCUAGAAUUAUGGGUACAAACAAUUUGGAUGAAUGGGUCGAGAAGGGAUCUCUUGCUAGAAGUCGAGAAUUGACUCAUUCGCAUAGAAAUAAAUUGAAACCUCUGGUUCCUAGAUCUAUCGAAAGACCUACUAUGGGAUUAUAAUCUAAUAGAAAUUUCAUAGCUACAAACAAGAUUGAUGCUAUUCUCAAAUCUCCAAAACAAGAAGAUGAAGAAUUGAAUUGGUUAACCAAAAAAGAUUAUGGACAUAUUCCAUUAUAUUUAAGUUAAAUCAAAGAUCACCUCUAAUAAUCUUAUUUAGAAGAAUAAGAAAAUGUUAAGCGAUAAUUGGAAGCACAAAAUGAUAAAUUAUAAUUAUUGUCUGAAGAAGAAUUAAAAUAAAUUAGGGAAGGCUUGAAAUAAAGAUAUGAUGAAGUUAAUAAACAAUAUCAAUAAUAUACUCAUCUUAAAAAGUUUGACACUGUUGGGUUGAAAAGAAGAAAGGAAUAAUUCGAAAAAGAGUUGAUCUAACUAGAAAAAGACAUGGAUAAAUUGAAAAAACCAUAUGUAUUUGUAGGGAAAUGA
This is a messenger RNA of Paramecium tetraurelia, 612 nucleotides long. RefSeq lists its product as uncharacterized. Gene Ontology annotation, molecular function: calmodulin binding. The transcript is spliced from 3 exons. NCBI's taxonomy places the organism in Eukaryota, Ciliophora, Oligohymenophorea, Peniculida, Parameciidae. The record is from RefSeq and is a predicted model, not a curated record.